This is a messenger RNA of Vicugna pacos (alpaca), 4507 nucleotides long. The record is from RefSeq and is a predicted model, not a curated record. Lineage: Eukaryota; Metazoa; Chordata; Mammalia; Artiodactyla; Camelidae.
CUGCUUGCUUGGCCCGGGACCCCUGGUGAGCAUGCACCUCCUUCCAGGGUCCGCGAGCGAGAGCGGAAGGCUGAGCUGGAGUCCCGCCAACACAUGCAGAGGCGCAUGGACGCGGUGCUGACCCUGAAGAACAGCAUCACUGCCAACCGGGAAACGCUCCGGAAAUUUCAAGCAUGGGGCCAGGCCAGGGCGGAGCUGGCUGAACAGAGGGCCCAGGCGGAGAAGGAGGCAGUUCUGGCCCAGGGUGGGGAUGCUUUCAGGCACCUUUGCCAUCAACGCCGGCAGCAGGAGCUGGAGGCCCAAAACCGCGCCUUCGAGGAGCAGCAGCAGCUCAGAAAGCACGAGAUUGUGAGUCGGAUUUUGAAAGAGGAGGCUGAGGAGGAGAGCAGGAAGAAGCGGCAGCCCGCGCCCCCCAGAGCCGUGGGCCGGCCAAGCCUGAGGGACAAGACCUGGGGCUACGUGGCCGACCUUUGUGAGGGGAGCAGCGCCGUGGAGCCUCCCUGUUACCUGCAGGACGACAGUCUUGCCGCCCCCAGACCCUCUUCGCUGGUGCAGGCCAUCUCCAGCGAGUCCGUCCAAGGGGACCAGGGGAGCAGCGGCUGGGAGGCAGAAACGCUGGCUAUGCCUGAAAUCCCCGGGCUCUGGACCGAAGGCUACGAGCCCUACCAGGUGCCCAAGGAGGAUGCAGACCGGAAGCCCGUGGGCGGGAUGAAGAUGGACAAGGACAUCCGGGAGCGCACGGUGCAGCGGCUGCGCAGCGGGGUGACCCACAGGCAGGUGGCCUCUGGGCGCGAGUUCAAAGGUCACCCCUUCAACAGCAAGCCCAAGCUCAUUCACUUCAAGGACUUCGAUGUCGGCAAAGUCUACAAGAAGAAGGUCACGCUGAUAAACGCCACCUACACGGUCACCCACUGCAAGCUGCUGGGCGUGGAGGAGCCCCUCCGGGACUUCAUCCACAUCGACUUUGACCCCCCUGGGCCCAUGUCAGCCGGCAUGUCCUGCAAAGUGCUGGUCACCUUCAAGCCCAUGAUAAACAGAGAUCUGGAAGGCAGUGUCUCGUUUCUGGCUCAGACGGGCAGAUUUUCUGUUCCACUGAAGUGUUCAACCAAGAAAUGCUCCCUGUCCCUCGACAAGGAGGUCAUCGACUUCGGUAGCCACGGAGUGGGUGAGACUGCAUCCCGGACCAUCACGCUGACCAACGCCGGGGGCCUGGGCACCAGGUUCAAGUUUCUUCUCGCAUCCAAGUCCUGUGAGGUGGACGGCUCCCAGUCGGCCAUGAAAAUAAGUAGCCUCUUCACGUACGAUGACAAAACUUUUUAUGACAAAAUCAUCAGCAGUUUUUCUGAGCAGCAGAUGGAGGGCAAUGAGUCGUCCCCCACAGACGUGACGAGCCAGAAGGAGUCUGGAAAGCUGGACAACAUGGAGCCAGAGGAGGGGCGCCCUGCAGAAUCAGAGGGGGUGGCCAUGACCACUGCCAUGACCCUGCCUCCCAACGAGGAGCACACGGAGUUCUCACUGGGAGAGAUAACAGAGGGGGAGAUCGGCCCCUUCAGCUCCAUCAAGGUGCCCAUCACCUUCACCCCGAUGGUCCCAGGAAUGAUCCACACCAGGUUCAAGGUCACAUUUAGGAACCAGCAGUGCCCAACAUUAUAUUUCAAUGUCGUUGGCGUUGCUGUCGACGUGCCGGUCUGGGUGCCAAAGGCCAGCGUGGACCUGAAGAUUUGCAUGUAUGACCGACUCUACCAGGACUCGGUCCUCGUCCACACGCGGUCGAAAGCCGCCCUGCGCCUGAAGUUCGAGGUGUGCAAGGAGCUGAGGGGCCACGUGGAGCUGCUGCCCGAGACCGGCUACAUCCAGGCCCUGUCGUCCUACUCCGUGCAGCUCAAGUUCCUGCCUAGACAGUCCCUCCCAGAGGACGCAGGGAAGUAUUUCGACAAGGAAACCAGGGUUCUGGAGGCCCCGAUGACUAUACGGGUGGCUGACCAGAUCAAACCAGUGGAGUUUACCCUCCACGCCAUCGUCACCACCUCGGACCUGGAGCUCAGCCCCUCGGGGGUGGACUUUGGCUAUUGCAGCAUCUACGAGGCCGUCAGAACCCAAGUCAGCCUCUGCAACCACUCCCUCCUGCCCCAGGAGUUUGGCUUCGUCGGGCUCCCCAAGUUUGUGGACAUCCAGCCCAAUGAUGGGUUUGGGACGGUCUUGCCACUGGAAGCUCUGCAACUCGACGUGAUCUUUCAGCCCACCAAGGCCAAGGAGUACAACUUUGAGCUUGUCUGCAAGUCAGAGAUUAACCGGUGCUUCAAGCUGACGUGCCGAGCCGUGGGUGUCCACCCGCCCCUGGAGCUGUCCCACUACCAGAUCAGGUUCACAGCCACCUCCUUGUACGACACGUCCGUGGCCACCCUGUACGUCAUCAACUCCCACCUGAGCAUGAACUCGCUGACCCACGCUGUGCCCCGCGUCGGCUGGGGCGCCUCCCCAGUGGGGCCCACGUCUUUCGAGUUCCUGCUGCCCCCGGACUUGCCCAUCACCAUCUCACCCUCAGUGGGGACCGUGCUCCCAGGAAAGAGGUGCCUGGUCCAAGUGGCCUUCCGGCCCGAGCUGCCCAGCAAGCUGAUCCACCAGGAGGCCUUCCAGGCACUGACCAAGGAGGCUGAGGUCAAAUCGUCCGGGAAGGACACGGCCACCCAGAGGAAGGACCCACGGAGACAGUCUGUCUCCACGCUGUGGCUGCAGAACCAGGCCUCCACCUCCCAGCCCCCGGACCUGCAGAAGCAAGACAUCAAGUCCAGUUCCCAGGAGCACCAGGCUGCGCGGGCCUCCCUGACCAGAUCUUUCCAGGGGAAGUUCGACAAGUUUGUGGUCCCCUGUGUCAUUGCCAGUGGCGACACCAAAGACAGGAAGGGGACAGAGCCCCUGAGCUUCAGUCCCCACAACACCCUGUACCUGGAGCUGUGGUGUCCGGCAGUGGCGCCAUCCAUCGUGGUGACGUCCGACAGAGGCAGGACUGUCUCUAACUUCGGCGACGUUGCUGUAGGACACCACAGCAUAAAGAAGGUCUCCAUCCAAAACAUCUCUGCCGAAGAUCUUGACGUGAAGUGCUCUGUGCUGAACCCCAACGGCCCAUUCGUCCUGAUGAACCCCGUCAGCAAGCUGCCCUCGGGGGAGACCCAUGUCCUGGAGCUGUCUUUCUCCCCCAACGAGAGUAUCCUGGCCCAGGAAACACUGGACAUCAUCACCAGACGAGGCAGCCUCUCCCUGACGCUCACGGGCACGGGCGUGGCAUCCAUGACCACGUGCUCCAUUGAAGGGGACGUCCUCAACAUGGGCUACGUGAUUGCCAGAGAGUCUGUCUCCUCAGGCUUCAAGCUGCAAAACAACUCCGCACUGCCCAUCAAGUUCUCCGUGCAGCUGGACAGCCUCUCCCCCCGGACUGAAAACCAGCACCAGCUGCCCCAGUUCCUGGCCUCCAGGACCCAGAGGACAGAAGUCGUGGGCACGCAGAACCACAGUGGCCAGAGCGUGUUCAGCGUGGUCCCCAUCGAGGGCAUCAUGGACCCUGGCAGGGAGCAGGACUUCACGGUGACCUUCAGCCCGGACCACGAGAGCCGGUACUUCUCUGACCGGCUGCAGAUCGUGCUCGAAAAGAAAAUCUCCCACCAGUUCUUCCUGAAGGGUGCGGCCCGGGAGCACAUGAUGUUCGUGGAGGGCGGAGACCCCCUGGACGUGCCUGUGGAGUCCCUGACCGUGAUCCCCACCUCUGACCCCAAGCGCAGAGAGGAAGCUGAGGAGCUGAAGCCCAUCCUGGUCACCCUGGACUAUGUCCAGUUGGAAGCUGACACGCCAGCCCCACCAGCCACCCGAGAACUUCAGGUGGGCUGCAUCCGGACCACCCAGCUGUCCCCAAAAAAGAUGGUCGAGUUCAGCCUGGACAGCAUCGCGUCCCUGCAGCACAAGGGCUUCACCAUCGAGCCCUCUAAGGGCUACGUGGAGCGUGGCCAGACCAAAACCAUCAGCAUCUCCUGGGUGCCGCCCACCGACUUUGAUCCGGACCACCCACUCAUGGUGUCAGCCCUGCUGCAGCUCAGGGGGGAUGUGAAGGAGACCUACAAGGUGGUCUUUGUAGCCCAGGUGGUGACUGGCACCUGAGGCCACAGGAGUCUCUCCAUGUAGCCCCAUCAGACCUUCCUGCCCACCCUCAAAGCCCGCCCCUGAUGUGUAGACCUGGCCGAACCACCCAGGGGCCUGGGGCCUGGGCAUUCCCUGCUGAGCAGCUUCAAAUGGGCCGUCCUCUGCGUGACCUCGUGGCCAGGCAGGGCAGGCCCAGCUGCUUCCUGCUCCCCAGGAUCCGGGGAGCCCAGGACCAAGAGCUCCCCCUCCCUGACCCCCACACCCAGAAGCAGCAACUAGGCCAGUCCUGACCACAACCUACUCCUAGCUUGAGCCUCCUGGAGCCCCCAGAGCCACCAGCACCCACAGACCUGUCAAUAAAUCCUCUGUGAGCCUC